AUGAUUGCAUUUGUGUUGACUUUAUUUUUUCUCCUCUUGCUCAUAAUUUGGUUAUUUGGCUCUCGAUUGCUCUCCGUGUUGGAUCGAUCGGGUAAAGUAAUUUUCCAUGGAAAUUUACGAUCAUCAUCGGAUCAAAAUAAUAAUAAUAAUAAUAUUAAAUUAAAUAACAAUAAUAAUAAUAAUAAUAAUAUGGGUGAUGCCGAUGAUGAGAGAAGGAAUUACCAGCAACAACGAAAGAGAAUUGCCAUUACAAUUGAUGAUGUUCCUUGGAAAUAUUCACUUCCAAAGCCUUUGAAAAAACAAGGCUUGAAAUUAGAGACGAGUAUUGCUGAGAUUUGUUCAGUGAUGGAAAAGUUGGGUGAUUGCUGUGCUACAUUGAUGAUGAUUGGAAGUUAUGCAACUCGAAAUUUGAAACAUGAUGAGGAAUUGACCAGUAAAUUUGUGGAGUGGAUUGAUGAUGGAUUAAUUGAGUUGGCUAAUCAUGGAAUGACAAAUAGCAGGCAUGCUUCGUUGAGUAGGGAAAAAUUGAGAGAGGAAAUUGUGCAGAAUGAAACGACAUUGAAUGAUUUGUUGUUGACUAGAGUGAAUGCAAAGAGGGUUACACCUCUAGAAAGUGUCCUGACUAAAUUUUACAGACCUGGUCAUGGAUUUUUCACUAAUGAAAUGAUAGAGUUGGUUGAUCAACUUGGCUAUAGAAUAGUUUUGGGAAAUAUUUAUUCAUUCGAUCCACAAAUACCUGUUUGGUGGUUGAAUUUUGUGAAUAUUGUAAUGGUUUCAUAUUUAUAUGAUAUUUUGAAAUUCAUUUCGUUUGGAUAUUUUGCAACGAAUGAUGAUCAAGCUAUUGUAAUUUUACAUGAUAGACCUUGGACUGCCAAAUUGUUAAACUAUUUGGUUCCAUUCCUUAAAUGGAGAGGAUAUGAUAUUGUUUCCCUUAGUGAAAUUGUAACCAAAAAUUAA
Naegleria gruberi is the source of this 957-nucleotide messenger RNA. RefSeq lists its product as uncharacterized. Gene Ontology annotation, cellular component: membrane. The record is from RefSeq and is a predicted model, not a curated record. Gene Ontology annotation, molecular function: hydrolase activity, acting on carbon-nitrogen (but not peptide) bonds. Gene Ontology annotation, biological process: carbohydrate metabolic process. NCBI's taxonomy places the organism in Eukaryota, Heterolobosea, Eutetramitea, Acrasida, Naegleriidae. Bases 1 to 957 code for a protein of 318 amino acids. The transcript has a single exon.